GCUAAUUGAAAACGCUCCAUUAUAUAAACCACUCCGGUAGAAGAAUUAAUAGUAAUAUAAGAUUUGAAAAUAGAAAUAAAAUAAUGGAGAGGAAAUUAUAUGAAAGGAAUGAAAAAAGAAUGACUGAAAGAUGGGAGAGGAAACAUGAGGCGUUGUUCACGGCCGCCGCCAGACACCCUUUCAUCAAAGCCGUCCGCGACGGCGCCGUUCCCUUCUCCUCCUUCAAAGCCUACCUGGGGCAAGAACACUGGCUGGCCAGAAACGCCAUUGUCUCUUUCCUAUCGAAUCUCCUGCCCGAAUCCAAUGAGGACGCAAGCCUGAUUCAGACCGGAAUCCGGUUCAGAAAUGCCGACCAACACAAUGCUGAGGAUCCCCUGCAACCAACACAAGACCUCUCUAAGUUCCUUCGGAGCCUUGUUGGUCCAGAGGCAAACUACGUGGUCGGACUGGCAGUGCUGUGGGCGAUGGAGAGCGUUUACCACCGCGGCUUAAGUCACUGUUUGGAGGACGGAUCCCGCGCCCCGGCAGAGACGAAGGAGGCGUGUCGGAAGUGGGCGGACGAGUGGUUCGGCAACUACUGCCUCUCCCUCCAGAGUGCAGCGGAUCGUGCGCUGGCAGAGGUUUCCGAUGAUGUUGUUGCGAAGGCCGAGGUUGCUGUUCUGCAGUUGCUUGAGAUUGUGGUUGAGGUGUGGAAUGCCAACAUGAGAACCAUGCAACCAAAUGCAAUCUAAAUGGAUUAAGAGAGUCUUUGGCAUGGAUUAAGAGAGUGACAGUGAUUAAGUUAUAGGUAAUAUGAUUUUCACAAAAAAAACAAGCAAAAAGACUAUAUAUUUGCUUCUCCAAAAUAAUGUUCUCAGUACAAAAUAGUGGUGGAAAAAACAAAAGUUAACAUGCCAACAGAGGCUAUGUUGAAACUUAAAUCUUUCCUCACAAAAUAAGAGAAAGUUCGAAUU
Molecule: messenger RNA, 953 nt
Organism: Cuscuta campestris
Lineage: Eukaryota; Viridiplantae; Streptophyta; Magnoliopsida; Solanales; Convolvulaceae
Source: the annotation of a GenBank genome assembly